ACGUAAGAGGGUCUUUCAAUUUUAGACAGAUAUUUCUGGUUUCGUGCUGGAAAGAGGUUGAUAUUUUGCAAGCGUCGCAUCUUGUUUCAUCCACAUUUCCUCUGGUAAUUUGCAGUAACGGAUAACCAACGUUAGAUGGCAGUAAGAUAUUUUCUGAUACAUUUUACUGUCAGUGUGACCAAGCUUGUCAGCAAUGUAAACAUUGACUUUUCAUUCAUGCGGUUUGGAUUUGUUAGCCGACAGCUCAGAUCUGCCAGGGAAAUUUGAUGUUGCUGUCGUCAGCAUGGCUUCAAACUCCAGCUUUGCUCCACCAAAACUGGCUGACUUCAUCCUCACAGAGCGACUGGGUAGUGGCACCUAUGCCACAGUCUACAAAGCCUACAGAAAGGGGGACAGCCGAGAGGUGGUGGCAGUGAAGGUGGUUGGGAAGAAGACACUAAACAAGGCAUCUACAGAAAACCUGCUGACAGAGAUUGAAAUCCUCAAGACUAUGCGUCACCCUCAUAUAGUCCAGCUAAAAGACUUUCAGUGGGAUGCUGAGAAUAUUUAUCUGAUCCUGGAGUGGUGUUCUGGUGGAGAUCUCUCCCGCUUCAUUCGCAGUCGUAGGAUUUUACCUGAGAGGGUGGCCCGGCGGUUCCUGCAACAGAUAGCCUGUGCCCUCCAGUUUCUUCAUGAGCGAAACAUCUCACACCUGGACUUGAAACCCCAGAAUAUUUUACUCAGUGGCUCUGUCCUCAAACUAGCAGAUUUUGGUUUUGCCCAGUACAUGUCACCAUGGGAUGAACAGAGUGUCCUGAGAGGUUCUCCUCUUUACAUGGCUCCUGAGAUGGUGUGCAGACGCCAGUAUGACUCAAGGGUAGAUCUCUGGUCAGUAGGGGUCAUUCUUUAUGAGACACUGUUUGGGCGAGCACCAUUUGCAUCAAGGUCGUACGCUGAAUUAGAGGAGAAGAUCCGGAGUAACCAACCUAUUGAGCUCCCUCCUGGGGCCAGGGUAUCCAAGGACUGCAGAGACCUUCUGUUGCGGCUGUUAGAGAGAAAUCCAGAUGCCCGGAUCACCUUUGCAGAGUUCUUCACCCACCCUUUUGUGGAUUUGGAGCAUAUGCCGAGUCCAGAGAGUCUAGUGAAAGCAAAGGAGCUUGUCCUGCAAGCAGUUCAGAAGGACCAGGAGGGCGAGAGGUCUGCUGCACUCUCUCUUUACUGCAGUGCCCUUGAGCACUUUGUCCCUGCUAUUCACUACGAGACAGACCGACAACGUAAAGAUACCCUCAGGCAGAAGGUCAGCCAGUAUGUGUCCAGAGCUGAGGAACUGAAAGCCCUGGUGGCCUCAGACAACAGACUGAGCUUUGAGGAGGCCCAGACCUCCAGGGAUGUCCUACGAGAAAUGUCUCGAGACCAACCACGGCUGCUGGCUGCACUGGAGAUGGCCUCUACUGCCAUUGCUAAGGAGGAAAGUGGACUGGAAGCUCACGAGGCUCUGGAUGUAUACCAACAGUGCCUCGGAGAACUAUUGUUGGCACUGGCAGCCGAGCCCCAGGGCCGCAGGAGAGAGCUACUCCACAGUGAGAUUAAAAGCCUCAUGAGCAGAGCAGAAUACAUCAAAAAGCAUAUCAAGAUGCAGGAGACUCAGAGGGAUGUGACUCUGGAUCGAGAACCUCUUGCAGACUCUGUCAGAAGCUCUUGCUGUUUGCAGUAAGCUUGACAGCCACCGUGGGAACUGAUGCCCAGCACAGCAUCAGACUGCCUGUCACGCAGAGCCUUCACCUGACCAGGUUUCUGCUGGGGCCAAAUCAAACCUGCACCACACCUCGCUCUAACCAACUGAGAACGCUGUCCGGGUGGGAUAUUCCUGUUGCCAGCCAAAUGUGGUCAAUGUGCUGGUUGUUGCAGAAAAGCUGAUUUGGCAGAUUGAGAACUUGUGUUUAUUCUUUUUGCGGAAAAAAAAAAAACAUUUGGAUGGUGAAAUACUGAAAGUAGCUCUUGAGUUUUGAAUUUGCACAUUGAUGAAUGUGAAAGUUAGCUCCCUGCGUAUAAGAUUGUGUUGCUGCACUGCAUGGCCCCAUAUCUCUCCUCCUGAUACACCAUUGAUAUGUAAAUGCUGGACAGCUUGUAUGACAAUAGCACACUGUAAGGGUAAAUCAGUUAGACUGUUGCAUGUUUUGUUGCUCCAAACAUCCAACAGUGUUAGCAGCACACUUAAAACUGUGAAAACUUUACAAUACAAUCAGAUGAGAGCUGUGACAUUAAGGAGCAUCACAGUAGUUUGAAACUGUAGCAUUAGGCAUAUUAUUUUCGAGGCCUCUGCAAACAUGCACAUACUCCCUCAUCCCCUCCUUCCCCACUGCCUUUACUGUGGGUCAACCACAAGCUCACCAUGCUCUCUCCGCUGAUGGAGCCCUCUCCACCACUAUGAGGGGAAAACUGGAGAGGUGCGGCCUCUGCCUUAUUUACACUAGACUUGCAUUUUCUUAGGUUUGGCACCGGUUGGGUAUUUGAAGGAUACAGUGAGUUGUGGCUCUCAAGCGAAGCCUUUCAUAACUAGGCCUCUGUGAGACGGGAAAAAGCUUGACAGUCAGUGGCAGGCCGAUAAUCCUCGCUGUUGUAGGUCCACACGGACUGUUUUCAUUUCAGACAGGUAUACUGAAUAUUCCACAAGGGAGCUUUACGUUGUGAAUAUAAUCUUGAAGUCAACUGGAGGAAAAAAAAAACUGAAACAGGAAUGAAAGGAAAAAAAAGUAUAAAUAUGUCUGCUGGCAAGAUUUCCACACUGCUGUGUUGUUUUCUUUUUUAUUUGAACAUUUGUACAGCUGUGAUUUUGUAUGUAUUUAUUAAAUAAGAAAUUCAGUGGAAAGCAAAA
Molecule: messenger RNA, 2854 nt
Organism: Scatophagus argus
Lineage: Eukaryota; Metazoa; Chordata; Actinopteri; Scatophagidae
Gene: ulk3
Product: unc-51 like kinase 3
Exons: 17
Coding region: 284-1693 (469 amino acids)
Biological process (GO): autophagy; autophagosome organization; peptidyl-serine phosphorylation
Cellular component (GO): autophagosome; cytoplasm
Molecular function (GO): protein serine/threonine kinase activity; ATP binding
Source: RefSeq, a predicted model, not a curated record